Ailuropoda melanoleuca (giant panda) is the source of this 5565-nucleotide messenger RNA. RefSeq names its product gamma-aminobutyric acid type A receptor subunit alpha2 (gene GABRA2). Gene Ontology annotation, molecular function: extracellular ligand-gated monoatomic ion channel activity; GABA-A receptor activity. NCBI's taxonomy places the organism in Eukaryota, Metazoa, Chordata, Mammalia, Carnivora, Ursidae. The record is from RefSeq and is a predicted model, not a curated record. Bases 247 to 1602 code for a protein of 451 amino acids. Gene Ontology annotation, biological process: chloride transport; monoatomic ion transmembrane transport; gamma-aminobutyric acid signaling pathway. Gene Ontology annotation, cellular component: membrane. The transcript has 10 exons.
GCCCAUCACCGCCACUACGGACGCCUUUGCCUCCAUCUACUCCUCGCACCGUGGCCGCCGCUCUCCGCGCUCCCCUCCGGCUUCCACCAGCCCAUCGCUCCCCGCUCGCUCGGCUGCUGCAGUCGCGCGCUCUCUCUCUCUCUCUCUCACUCGCGCUCUCUCUCGCUCUCCCUCAAGUUUCCUAUCUCCUCAGAUCAGGGCAAAGGGAAGAAAACACCCGAUUCUGCUUGCUGUUUCAGAGCGGCAAUGAAGACGAAAUUAAACACCUACAACAUGCAGUUGCUGUUUCUUGUUUUCUUGGUGUGGGACCCAGCCAGGUUGGUGCUGGCUAACAUCCAAGAAGAUGAGGCUAAAAAUAACAUUACCAUCUUUACAAGAAUUCUAGACAGACUUCUGGAUGGUUACGAUAAUCGGCUUAGACCAGGACUGGGAGACAGUAUUACUGAAGUCUUCACUAACAUCUACGUGACCAGUUUUGGCCCUGUCUCAGAUACAGAUAUGGAAUAUACAAUUGAUGUUUUCUUUCGACAAAAAUGGAAAGAUGAACGGUUAAAAUUUAAAGGUCCUAUGAACAUUCUUCGACUUAACAAUUUAAUGGCUAGCAAAAUCUGGACUCCUGAUACCUUCUUUCACAAUGGGAAAAAAUCAGUAGCUCAUAAUAUGACAAUGCCAAAUAAGCUUCUCCGAAUCCAGGAUGAUGGGACGCUGCUGUACACAAUGAGGCUUACAGUUCAAGCUGAAUGUCCAAUGCACCUGGAGGAUUUUCCUAUGGAUGCCCAUUCAUGUCCUCUAAAGUUUGGCAGCUAUGCAUAUACAACCUCAGAAGUCACUUAUAUUUGGACUUAUAAUGCAUCUGAUUCAGUACAAGUUGCUCCUGAUGGCUCCAGAUUAAAUCAGUAUGAUCUUCUGGGCCAAUCCAUUGGAAAAGAAACAAUUAAAUCCAGUACAGGUGAAUAUACCGUAAUGACAGCUCAUUUCCACUUGAAAAGAAAAAUUGGGUAUUUUGUGAUUCAGACAUAUCUGCCUUGCAUCAUGACUGUCAUUCUCUCCCAAGUGUCAUUCUGGCUUAACAGAGAAUCUGUGCCUGCAAGAACAGUGUUCGGAGUAACAACUGUUCUAACAAUGACAACUCUAAGCAUCAGUGCGAGGAAUUCCCUCCCCAAAGUGGCAUAUGCAACUGCCAUGGACUGGUUUAUCGCUGUUUGCUAUGCAUUUGUGUUCUCUGCCCUAAUUGAAUUUGCAACUGUUAACUACUUCACCAAAAGAGGAUGGGCUUGGGAUGGGAAGAGUGUAGUAAACGACAAGAAAAAAGAAAAGGCCUCUGUCAUGAUACAGAACAAUGCUUAUGCGGUGGCUGUUGCCAAUUAUGCCCCGAAUCUUUCAAAAGACCCAGUUCUCUCCACCAUCUCCAAGAGCGCAACCACGCCAGAACCCAAUAAGAAGCCGGAAAACAAGCCAGCGGAAGCCAAGAAAACCUUCAACAGUGUUAGCAAAAUUGACAGAAUGUCUAGAAUAGUUUUCCCAGUUUUGUUUGGUACAUUUAAUUUAGUUUACUGGGCUACGUAUUUAAACAGAGAACCUGUAUUAGGGGUCAGUCCUUGAAUCUAGACACAGGUUAUCUUUGGGAUGUACAGCAACAUAGAACUUUGUUUGUUUUGCUAUGUACAGUCUGACUAAUAACUGCUAAUUUGUGAACCAACAUGUACAGUGUGUAUCUAGUCCUAGAGCUCACCAGUAGACCUCUAACGGAGACACGCAUUUGCUAACUCGUGGAACUGCAGGCAGAAAGCACCCCUACCCAAGGAGCCAUUGCCUUUUUUUGAAGAUUUACCCUAGGAACUCGUUUAAAGUGGGUUUCAUGUGACCUGAUUUGUUUCCUACUAGUGAUGAAAAUGGGGAUCCUGUACCACACUUGAUGAACUAUUUUGCUUUAGGUCUUAAAUAGGACUCUUUUUUACUGUCGCCUAACUAUAAUGUAAGAUAACACUGUCAUUCCAAGACGAACUCUUCUAAAUCACAGAACCUCCUAUCUGCGACAUCAGUUCCCUUCAUGAGUGCUCAGAAUCCCUGCUAGUGUAAUUGGAAGCUUAGCACACAUCCGAAGAAAACUAGAGAUCUGAAAUCAGCUUUUAAUUACUCUGUAUAGUAUCUAUAGCAACAUAUUACCGCAUGACAAGUUCAAAUAAUUACAAGUCACUCCUGACAGGAUGUUAAUUAUGCCUAGAAUUUAAUAACGAUCAGAAUGUCAUGGUCAUUACAUUUUAGCAUCAGAGUUUAUUUGGGAGUAAUAAUUAAAAUCCUACAGAUUAUUUUAAUCAUUGGAAACUACCUUAAAAAAAAAAAGACAAAUGUGUCUUACUCUUUCCAGGUAUGUGUUGUAUUGAAAUUGAUCAGCUAAAUUUUCUUGGUGCUGGAGACUGGAAAAAAGCAUCCAGUUUGGCUGCUGUGGAGCAACAUUCAUAUUGGAUUAGAAAAUUGUGCCAAAAACUCCCACCGAUGAGAAUUUAUAGGUGUCCCAGAGUAUAGAUGAGCACUUACAUGAUUCUCUUCUUUCCUGUUUACUGCAAAUUCUGCCUUAAGGCUUCUUGUCAUCAGGACUCAGAAGCCACUAAUUACAAAGGAAAGAGCAGUUCAUUGGCACAUUUUUCUGUCUUGAAGCAGCGCUUUCAGAUAAGAAUUAAUGUAAAUCUGCUUUUGUAAAUUGAAACUUUAAAUUUCACUGACUCAAAUUUACAACAGCUUUAUAUACCAGAAGAGGUUUUGGUAAGAGUUGAACCUUUUUAAACAGAAACUUUAAAGCAUCACCAACAGAUUGUGGAUUAGUUCACCUGCACACACACAGACAGACACACACACACACAUUAACUAAAUUACACACACACACAAAUAGCUAAAUUAGAAACCACAGUUUUCAAUUUUAUAUAAUUACUAAUGAUUAAUGGGUAAAAUUCAUUUUUCUUCUAAUAUUUAAAAUAUACUCUCUAUGCCCCUGAAAUGUGUUAAUAGAAGUUAACAAUUGUGUCUCAUGCCUAGAUUUAACAUUUUUGGCAAACCCCAAAUCCUUUUGACUCACAUCCACAUUAGCAGUUAUUAGUUGACUUUUACUAAUAGAUACACCUUUAUGAUGGUGUUUUUGUAGAAACAUAACUAGUCAAAUAGUGGCAUUUCUUGCAGUUUUGUACAGUAUUUCAGUAUAGUGCAUAAAUAAGUAUGUUCAUAAAAUCAAAUAAAAGGAGUAUCUUAUGGAAAUAAGCAAAAUCACAACAAAAAUUGCUAUUCCUUUGCCUCGUUUAAUUUUUUUCAUUUUCUUUGUUUUAGUGUGAUUCUAUUAUGUGCUUUGCAUGACUGUAUUAAUACCAAGGUCACAAAUGCAUCUUAUUAACAGAAUUUGCCGUGAAGACAGCUUUGACAUUAAAAAUUCCCUCAAAAAAGGUAAUCCAUAAUUCUUAAUAAAAUAAAAUUGUUACAUGAGCUAAUAAAUGUAGUUCUUUAAUUCCCUUCCAAUUACAGCUUCUUUGUCAUCUAAAUAGUUUUAACAUAUGCACUUUGUUCAUACAUUGAAACGGAAGCUAUCCUAUUUUCCAACACAUUUAAAUGUAACCUAGAUCUUCGGUAGAGUUUAGGAAAAUGUACAAGAAACUAAGAAAGUGCACCAUGCUUGAGGGCAAGCAGUAAAAAUGCUUUGUAGGGUAGGCAUUAUUAGACACUCUAAAAAUACUGUUCUUGUAAGUUCUGCAUUUCCCCCUUCAUGUCUGACUAUAAAUUAUAAAUUUAUAAAUAUGUACAUAUGUAAAAAAUAGUUGUAAAUAGCAGUUUCUGUGUGACAGCAGAAAAGACUCAAAUUUGCCUUUGACAAAGGGCUGCACCUACAUUGAUGGCACAAGUUUUAUUAACAUUUAUGGUAGAUUGGCCAGAAAAGUUAUUCUUAUUGUUAUCCUUAUUUUUAGUUUUAAUUGCCAAAAUCUUAUUUGAGCUUACUAACAUCCCAACAGUUCAGAUUUUCUGAUAAUGUAGAUCAGGAUUUUCUAUUAUUUCUCUAUGUUGCUGUAUUUUUUUAAUGCACUUCUUAAUCUUUUAAGGUUUAGAUAAAUCAAAGGGAGCUUUUGGUCUUGCUGGAGAGAGGGAGGAUGUUCCAUCGAAAAUGAUUUUAAAUUAUAGAACUAUAGUGUUUACAGUCAUUCUCCCUUCCAGAAACCAUUGUAAAGAUGCAAAAUAAAAGUGACAUGAAUUUAUUAAAAUGAGACCAAUUUUUCAGGAAAUACACUUUUAAUAUACUAACAGAAGUCUCUUUGGCCCAUAAUACGAUGCCUAUUUUAUGCAGUUGUACAUUGACAAAAAGUGUUAUGGUGUGUAAAAAAUGUAGAUAAGAACCUGUGCAUAUACAGAGAUAUAGUCUCAUUAUUGUAAAGCUGCUGCUCUGAUUUAGCUAAUAUUUAUUCAACAGAUAUUUUUUUACCUCCUACUAUGUGCCAUACCGUGGGGAUGGUGUUAAUAACACUCAUAUCACACUCACAGAAUUUAUUCGAACAUUAAAGUGCACCUUCUUCUUCUAAAGACUUAAGAUCAAAGGCUAAAUGGAGCAUGUGAAUUAAUUUAGCACUAAGAGUUGUUCUCAUGAGCUAUAAGUUCAUGAGUGUGUUAAGGUAGUGGCUGUUUUGUUUUUUCCUCCUAUGCAUGUUCCUAUUUCUUUAAUACAAAAACGGAACAAAUAUAACCAUUUUGUAAUGAUUUUAAACGUCUGUGAUUUUUAAAAUGCCAGUGUUACUGUUUAGCAAUCUUCAGGGAUCUCUCAAAUUUAUCUCAGGUUUGGAUAAGUGAUCCCCUUCAGUGACAUUUCCAAUUUUUUCUCUUAUACAUUUCAUAGUUUAUUUUAAAAGAGCACAGAUGCUGUUAUUUCACUCAUAUUUUUCUUUGUGUAUACCUAUAUGUGUGUGUAUAUAUAUGUAUAUAUACACAUAUGUAUAUGAUGAAAUCCAAUAUUUAAUUAUGAUGUGGUUCUUUUUAUAUUCCCGGCUAAGGGAACUGAAUUCUGCCAUGGUAUCAUAGAUUCUAGAGGGGCAUCAAAGCUCUGUGGAUUCUGUCACUAAUGUACUUUGGCGUGGCCCGUCAUCAUUUCAAUGGGAGGACAAGGGAAGUAAGUCAAGUCGCCUUCAGCAAAGUCAUAGUUCUUCAGCAUCUAUUAAGACUUUUUUCAAAUGCUCCAUUCUUGAUGCCUCAGACAAUGCCUGUGAAGCACUGAAAUGUUCAUUAUUUAACUUGAAAUCUGAGACCAUAUUAAUAGGCUUAUUAAUAUUAAUAGGUUUACCAAACACCAAACUGUAUAGGUUGUUCCUGUCGUUAGUCUUCUGACAUUCUCACAGGCAUCUGCAUAUUUUUGAAGCAAUUUGCAGAAUUUUUUCUUAUAAAAAGAUUCAGAAUUUCAAGGGAAUCAAGCUGACCCGUUGCUACCCUAUAGUGCGUUUAUUAACUUUUUAAAGAAAUUUAAAUUCAAUUAAUUAACAUCUAGUGUAUUAUUAGUUUCAGAGGUAGACUUCAGUGAUUCGUCAGUUGCAUAUAACACCCAGU